This is a messenger RNA of Crotalus tigris (Tiger rattlesnake), 3172 nucleotides long. It is a transcript of the gene GPRC5B, whose product is annotated as G protein-coupled receptor class C group 5 member B. Gene Ontology annotation, cellular component: plasma membrane; signaling receptor complex; extracellular exosome. Gene Ontology annotation, biological process: G protein-coupled receptor signaling pathway. NCBI's taxonomy places the organism in Eukaryota, Metazoa, Chordata, Lepidosauria, Squamata, Viperidae. The record is from RefSeq and is a predicted model, not a curated record. The transcript has 4 exons. Gene Ontology annotation, molecular function: G protein-coupled receptor activity; protein kinase activator activity; protein kinase binding. Bases 203 to 1366 code for a protein of 387 amino acids.
AGCGGGGCCGGCCGGGCACUUGGCGACGGCUCGGAGGCUGCAGCAGCGCGGCCGGUUGCGCCGCUGGUUCCGUUCUAUGAGCCCGGCCGGGGCUGUGGCGCCGAGCGUCCGGCUGCCCGUGGCCCAGGGGCCGGCGUGACCGGCGGGGGGCUGCGCAACGGCCAGCCGGCCGAGGAGAGACGGAGGCAGGCCGGGUAGAAAAAUGUCUACUUUCCUUACAGUUGGCCUUCUCCUCCUUUUUGUGGUUGAGUAUGGUUCCUCUGAGAACUCCAGUACUCCACGAGGAUGUGGACUGGACCUCCUUCCUCAAUACAUUGCCCUGUGUGACCUGGAUGCUAUCUGGGGGAUUGUGGUUGAGGCUGUGGCAGGCGCGGGAGUCUUGACCACGCUGCUCCUCAAGUUGAUCUUGUUGGCCAGGCUGCCCUUUAUCAAAGGCAAAGAGAAGAGGAGCCCGUUGGGCAUCCAUUUUCUCUUCUUUUUAGGGACCUUGGCGCUGUUUGGCUUGGCCUUUGCGUUCAUUAUCGAAGAGGACGAGACCAUCUGCUCCAUCCGCAGGUUCUCCUGGGGAGUCCUCUUCGCUGUCUGUUUCUCCUGUUUGCUCGCUCAAGCCUGGCGGCUCCGGAGACUUGUCCGCCACGGCAAAAGCCCAUCUGGAUGGCAGCUGGCUGGAAUCGCUGUCUGCGUUGCGUUGGUCCAGGUCAUCAUUGCCACGGAGUGGCUGAUACUGACGACUGUGAGGGAAGGAAAGCCGGCUUGCAAUUACGAGCCAGUGGAUUUUGCAAUGGCCUCCAUUUACGUGAUGUUCUUGAUGGUGGUCACCGCGUGUUUUUCCUUCUUCACGCUGUGUGGGAAAUUUAAGAAAUGGAAGAAGAACGGGGUGUGCCUUGUCCUCACCAGCUUCUUCUCUAUCUUCAUUUGGGUGGCUUGGCUGACUAUGUACCUGUAUGGUAACAAGGAACUGGGGAGAAGAGACCAGUGGCAGGAUCCCACCCUUGCAGUGGCUCUGGUAGCCAAUGGCUGGGUCUUCCUGAUCUUCUAUGCCAUCCCAGAGGUUCACUGCGCCAUCCUUCCAUCUCAGCAAGAGAACACACCCAACUACUUUGACACUUCACAACCACGGAUGCGCGAAACUGCUUUUGAGGAUGACCUCCAGCUUCCUCGGAGUUACAUGGAGAAUAAAGCUUUUUCAAUGGAUGAACAUAAUGCAGCGCUACGGACGGCAGGAUUUCGCAACGGCAGCUUGGGAAGUCGUGCAAGCGCCCCCUUCCGCAGCAAUGUCUACCAGCCCACCGAGAUGGCAGUUGUCUUGAAUGGUGGGACUAUUCCAACCGCUCCACCGAGUUACACGGGAAGACACCUAUGGUGAAAAGCUUAGAGGUCAUAAAGGAAGAGAGAGAGAGAAUCCAUUAACAAAAAUUGAUUGCCCCCCCCUCCCAAAAAAAGUGUGUUGUUUUCAGAGGGAGGAAAACCAUGGGGGGGGGGCUGUGGAAGGUCCUAGAAAAACUGAUAGCUCGGAGUUGUUCUCUCCUUUUUUUCUUUCUUUUGUUUUUAAUAAAACGAAUAAACGAAAACAGAAAAAAAAACAUGAGCACUGUCAAAUCGAUAAGCUAAGCUACCAGGAGCCUCCAGGAUGCAAUAGAAGCUGACCGAAUUUAAAAGUAGACCUAGGCGCAUUCUUCUUUUUUAAAAAAUAGAAAAAGGGAGGGGAGGAGAAAGGGAUCGAGUAGCAAAAUGAGAAGAAAGCGUUUGGUUAGAGAAAGUGGGAAGGCUUCGGAAGGGGCAGAAUUAUAGGAAGGCAAAGGUCUUUAAUUCAUGGAACCGUGCGUGAUGCAGGAGUGUCCAACGUACAAGGGGUCUUUGCUACUCUUUGAACAGCAUUCGUGGGGGGGGGAAGCCCACUUAAAGCAGGGGGGGGUGUCCCCAAACUUGGCCGCUUUUAAGACUGGACUUCAACUCCCAGAAUGCUGGCUGGAGAUUUCUGAGAGUUGAAGACCACCUGUCUUAAAGUGGCCAAAUUUGCAGACACCCGGAUUUAGAGCAGGGUUUUUCUCAAGCUUGGCCCCUUUAAGAUGGGUGGACUUCAUGUUGGCUGAGGGAUUCUGGGAGUUGAAGUCCACCCGAAAAAGGCCGAUUGAAAAUAAGUUGUGGAGCUGCACUAUGGAACCUCAAGCUAUGGACAGGGUGCUUUCUCUUCACAUCCAAGCUGCUGGUGCGAGCUUGUGGGGUUCCAGAUCAGGCGGCAACAGUGACCCAAAGUCAUUGGUGGCUUCGCAGGUACCGUCCAAGGUGCUUAAGCUCUUCUUGAAACCAUAAGAGCUUUCACCCGGCUUCUCUUCUCCCAGAAGCAGAACAGAGCAGUUGACCAUCAGGGUGUGCUUGGUAGGACCAAGGAAGCAUCUGCCCUGCUUUCGUGAUUGACCAAGGUCAAAGAGGGGCAAGGUCACACAGACUGUGUCUCCAGAGGGGAAAAUGACUGGUGCCAGAGAAGUAGCUUAUGUAGCUCAAGAGAAGGACCAGGAAGGGAAAGACAAUCCAUGGGAACGAUCCCUCCAUACUUCCCAAGAUUUUUCACGAAAAGGAAAAUGUAUCUCAGUGGAUCACCCAAUGUAUUAUCCCCACUACGCAUUUAACCCUGAGGUCCUUUGCGUGCCAGGAAAUCCUCUCCACGGGACGAGCUUAAAAUCUCCCAGUCUUCGCUCCCAACCCUAGUUGAACACUGAAGAGCUCGUGGACUGCAACCGUUUUUGUUUUUGUUUUUGCACAUUGAUUACCUUUUCUCGUGUGUAUCUGGAACGUUGGGUUAUUAUUAUUGCUAUGAUUUGAUUGCUUUCAUCUGGAUGUGGGGAAUCUCUUGCCCGCCCGCCCCGCUCCUUUGCCACAAUGCCCUAAUUCUUUCUGCCUUUUCACAUUGCUAUGAUUUCACUGAUGUUUGGCGAAGCAUUCCUUUAAUGGGUGAGCAUUUUAAAGCCUAUCAAGCAUGUAGAUUUGUCAUUUUUUACAUUCGGCUGGCUAGCUAGCACCUGCUUUCUGCUUUCCUAGAGACUAAAAAAAAAAAAAAGCAAGUGUGAUUUGCUUGGUUAAGGUGUGUGUGACUCUGUGUGUGCGAGAGAUAGAGAGAUAGAGAGAGAGAGAGAGAGAGAGAGAGAGAGAGAGAGAGAGAGAGAGAGAGAGA